CGAGGAGGAAGGCUGACCAAGCUCUCAGUCACUCUCUCUCCACCAUUUCUCCCUCUCUCCCUCCCUCCCUCUUAAACCCACACCCUUGAUGCAGGCAGGCGUGCACACACCGGCAGAUUGAGUCAGCUUCCGCAUCGCUCUCCCUUCUCUCCAUCUCUGCUGCCUCUAUCCUUCCACUGGUGGAUUUCUAGCCCACUUCUGACAAACACCGCCAAUAUGUCUGACAAGCCUGAUAUGACGGAGAUUGCCCGUUUCGACAAGGCAAAGCUGAAGAAGACAGAAACACAAGAGAAAAACCCUCUGCCCACCAAAGAGACCAUCGAGCAAGAGAGGAAAGGCGAUGCCACACCUUGACUUCGAGCACAUGAAGAAAUGAUGCUGAGAUGCCACAGCAAAAAGCACUUUUUUUUUAUCAUCACAGUAUUUCAAUCUCUUGCUUUGUCUUCAGAAAAGGUUGCUUUUGAGCAUCGCGGGGUGCCGUAAAGUGUUUAAGGCAUCCCCUCAUUGGGGGUUCUCUUACCACAUGGGUGGAAAAACGUUAGCUUGGGUGCCUGUCUUGCACUGUUAGCCUAUAGCUAACAUGUCUCCAAUAUUGCCAAACUGGGGAGUGGUGUAGUGAUGUAGCACAGAGAGAGGCAGGCAUCCAUGCUAGUGGGAGGGAGAGGGGGGGGUGUCUAAAGAUGGGAGCAAUCGGAGUCGAAUCAUGUGGGAUGUUUUCUUAUUCAACUUUUUACUUUUAUUUAUGAAAUAAAUAUGAAGACGUGAAACCAGUCAGUCCUGUGCCUUUUGCUGUCUCCUUUAUGUCUGUGUAACACACACACCCAUGGGUGCUCAGACAUGGAAUAAAUACACUAAUAAAAAUGAGUUAUCUAGAUUACGGAUUGGUCAGUACUGUAUAUUUAAGUAUACAAUUAUGAUUCACACCUUUCAUGUGAGUAUAUACGGAGCCAUAUUAGAGUAAUGAUAUUUUACAACUACAUUACUUUGAGUUCUUUGUACAAAAAGGGGCAAAACAUAUUGUACUGUUAAUAAUUUAAGAAUAAGUGUUGGCUAUAUACUAAUAAGAAGAAGAAUCCUAAUAACCUCCUAGGCUAAACACACACUGGUAUAACAGAACACUGAAUAAACACAAUAAAUCAACUGCAAAACUCUAAUAUGAAUGAAUAAAUUAUUUAAACAGAACUCCUUAUAUCCUCUCUUUUUAACUGGCAACAAUAAGGCAACCAGCCUGGGGACAUUUCAAGCUAUUUAACACUAUAAAUUGAUUAAUGGACCAAAAAAACCCUACAAACAUUCUGAUAAUCAGCUAACUAAAAGCUUAAUAAUUCUGCCUUCUCAAAUGUGUUUUUUGUGUGUUGCCUUACCCUUCUAUGACAAUAUAUGUAAAAGGUUUUAGACUUUUGAAUGUGCCAAGAAAACUAUUUGAAGACCUCACACACUCUGGGGCUAUUUAAAAAAAAUAUUUGACCAAAUGAUGAAUGUGCAAAUGAUGAAUGAAUAAAAACACAUUUAGAUUAAAUAUAUACGAAAGAUGA
Molecule: messenger RNA, 1535 nt
Organism: Gymnodraco acuticeps
Lineage: Eukaryota; Metazoa; Chordata; Actinopteri; Perciformes; Bathydraconidae
Gene: tmsb2
Product: thymosin beta 2
Exons: 3
Coding region: 217-354 (45 amino acids)
Biological process (GO): regulation of cell migration; actin filament organization
Cellular component (GO): cytoplasm
Molecular function (GO): actin monomer binding
Source: RefSeq, a predicted model, not a curated record